Molecule: messenger RNA, 1509 nt
Organism: Leptosomus discolor (cuckoo roller)
Lineage: Eukaryota; Metazoa; Chordata; Aves; Leptosomiformes; Leptosomidae
Source: RefSeq, a predicted model, not a curated record
AUGACAAGGGCUCCACAAGGAGAGAAGAACAGCCGGAGGGGUUUUGACGAAAAGGCUUACUUGUCCUCAAAGCUGCUGAAGGCUGGAGAAGACCCCUACCGCCAGCAUGCUUUUAAUCAGCUAGAGAGUGACAAACUUGGCAGUGACCGACCCAUUCGGGACACCAGGCACUACAGGUGCACUUCUGUACGCUAUGACACAGACUUGUCAGCUACCAGCCUCAUCAUCACCUUCCACAAUGAGGCACGUUCUACCCUGCUCCGCACGGUGAAGAGCGUCCUGAACCGCACCCCUCCAAGCCUCAUCCAAGAGAUCAUUUUGGUCGAUGACUUCAGCUCAGAUCCUGAGGACUGCCAGCUCCUUACCAAGAUCCCAAAGGUCAAGUGUCUACGAAACACCCGGCGAGAAGGGCUGAUUCGCUCUCGGGUGCGAGGAGCUGAAGUGGCUACCGCUGACAUCCUCACCUUCUUGGACAGUCACUGUGAAGUCAACAGUGAGUGGCUGCAGCCAAUGCUUCAGCGAGUAAAAGAGGAUUAUACCCGAGUGGUGAGUCCAAUCAUUGAUGUUAUCAGCCUGGAUAAUUUUGCCUACCUGGCAGCAUCAGCAGAUCUGAGGGGAGGGUUUGACUGGAGCCUUCACUUUAAGUGGGAGCAGAUUCCUAUAGAGCAGAAGAUGUCCAGAACAGACCCAACUCAGUCUAUAAGAACCCCUGUCAUAGCAGGAGGCAUCUUUGUGAUCGACAAGGCCUGGUUUAACCACCUGGGAAAAUAUGAUACUCAAAUGGACAUCUGGGGAGGAGAAAAUUUUGAGCUCUCUUUCCGAGUGUGGAUGUGUGGUGGCAGCUUGGAGAUCGUUCCCUGCAGUCGAGUGGGACACGUGUUCAGGAAGCGUCAUCCCUAUGACUUCCCUGAGGGCAAUGCACUGACUUACAUCAAGAACACCAAGCGCACAGCAGAGGUGUGGAUGGACGAAUACAAGCAGUACUACUAUGAGGCCCGGCCAUCUGCCAUUGGGAAGUCAUUUGGAAGUGUUGCAGAGCGAGUGGAGCAGCGACGCAAACUGAACUGUAAAUCCUUCCAGUGGUAUCUGGAGAACGUCUACCCCGAGCUCAAGAUUCCUGAAAAGGAGUUGAUUCCAGGAAUAAUUAAACAAGGAGGAAACUGCCUGGAGUCUUGGGCACAGGAUACUACAGGGAAUACAUUGGCUGGCAUGGGAAACUGUAAAGGGACAGUGAACAAUCCACCUGUCACUCAGGAGUGGGUAUUCAGUGACCCUUUAAUUAGACAGCAGGACAAGUGUCUUUCCAUUACCUCCUUCUCUACUGGCUCUCAAGUCACACUGGAAGCCUGCAAUCAAAAAGAUGGCAGACAGAAGUGGAAGAUGAAAGGCAGUUUCAUUCAACACUUUAUCAGUGGUCUCUGCCUGGAAAACCAGACUGGAAGAGUGGUGACCAACCCUUGCCAAGCAGGUGUACCUGGCCAACAGUGGGAGCUGCUACAAGCAACAUGA